GCAUAGCAAUAAUGAAUAACAAUACAUCGUUAAACAGUAACGUAUGGAAACAGAUUGAACCUAUAUUAAAUGUGAUUUCUGUCAUGAUCUACAUCAUUUGCUUCCUUGCUGGUGUAGUUGGAAAUGGGAUUGUUAUCUGGAUCACCGGUUUUAAGAUGAAAAAGUCCACAAACACUAUUUGGUAUCUCAACUUGGCUAUUGCUGAUAUUUUCUACUCAAUUCUCCUCCCAUUCUUUAUCAUCAAAAUACUGAUGAAUCAAACUUGGGUUUUUGGAAAAGAAUUUUGCAAAAUAACACACUCUUGUCUCUUUUUGUGUAUGUAUGCCAGUGUUUUUCAUUUGACAACUCUUAGCAUUGACCGACUUGUAUUAACUAUGCUUCCAAUCUGGUAUCAGAAUCACAGAACAGUAAAGUUUGCAUGCACUGUAAGUUUAGCAACGUGGGCACUGUGUAUUGCUUUAAUUUCUCCAUACUUUGCUUUCUAUGAGGCUGCAGUAAAAAAUAAUAAAACAUACUGCGUAAAUAAUUUUAAUCCCGCUGGUAGAAAUGCAACACUGAUAAAAGCAAUAGGAAAACAAAGGCAAAAAGCUAUGAUCGUAACUCGUUUUGUGCUAGGAUUUAUAAUUCCACUGCUGAUUAUUACAGUCUGCCACAUGGUACUUGCAGUGAAAGUGAAAUACCGGCACAAUGUCAAAUCCAGUAAAGCAUUCAAGGUCAUGGUUGCAGUUAUUGUGAGUUUUUUCCUUUGCUGGCUACCUUAUCACAUGAUUAAUAUCUCACUCAUUAAUGCAGAAAGCAACACUAUUUCAAAAGUGUUUUCUGCCCUGAGUUUUAGUCUGGCUUGCAUAAACUGCUUUCUGAAUCCCAUCCUUUACGUAUUCAUUGGUCAACGAUUCAAGGAGACAUUCAGGAAGUCCAUAACAGCAAUUUGUGAGUCUGCUUUCACUGAAGACAGUUUUUUUCAUAGUUUUCGGAGGAAAACAGGGCCUUCUCUGUCUUCAGAAAUGAAAAGUUUGCAGAUGUAAUAACACAGGGCUAUAUAUCUUGAUUGCAUCAUGUCUUUUUUUCUACUCUGAGGACUGGAAAUGGAUGAUAAAUUUUAAGACUGUAAUUAUACAAAGUGGAAAAUAACCGUCAUCUGCUCCUAACUGACCAAGCUUGAUCAAUCAAUGUAUCCCAUCUACUUGGUAUUUGUUGAACUACUUCUUUACCAAAAAUUAUUGAGGUCUGUCCUAUUCAUGGAUUUUGCCUAUAAUGGGAUAAUGAGUUGCUAGUAUCAUGCUGGAUGGGAUUUUUUUUAGAUUUACUUCCCUAAUAUGUGCUGGUAUAUAAAGAUGUCCACACAGCAUAAGCACAAAUCUGUAUGCAGGUGUUGUACAUCUCUGAAUAUUCAUGCCUUCUUCAUCUUGUACUGUUACAACUUUAACAUUCAAAUGGAUUAUCUUCACAUCAAUGAUGAGACUACCAUUAACCCAUCUAGAGGUCCUCAUCUUUUACUAUUGCACCUUCAGCAGUCUCUGCGGGUUGACACAUAAAAAUAACUGUGAAUCAUCAUCUCAUCUGAACAAACUCUCCCUCUAAAGGUUCAUCUUAUACCUUCUCCACUUAUCCUCACCAGCUCUGGCUUAUUCCUGAAUCAAGUGAACCAAGGUCUUUUAUGCAGCACAAGACUGACAAACAGCUAACAAUUAAGAAUAUAAAAUUUAAAAAGGGAUAUUGUUGCUCUUGUUUUGCUUUCAUUUUUUAUUUUAUCAUUCUUUGGUAUUGCCAUUUUUCAUACAAGAUUGAUUGCUUGCUUGCCAUUAGAGAUAAUAUAUGCUGUAGAGCAUCACAAUAAAAAAAUGAUUACAAUUUUAAAUGUGAAAUAAAUAGAACAGCCAUCCAUACAUAUUUUACCAUACCAUGAUGCAUUGCACUUAAUAUUCAUCAGUUUCACAAAAGUAGUUGAUACAUGCUUUUGAAAAUAAGCAUUCAUGUUCAAGCUGCUGGCAAUAAAACCUGUUGCAAUGAAGUGUUCUGCAUU
Protopterus annectens (West African lungfish) is the source of this 2023-nucleotide messenger RNA. Its product is annotated as C3a anaphylatoxin chemotactic receptor-like. Gene Ontology annotation, cellular component: plasma membrane. Gene Ontology annotation, biological process: complement receptor mediated signaling pathway; positive regulation of cytosolic calcium ion concentration; phospholipase C-activating G protein-coupled receptor signaling pathway. Gene Ontology annotation, molecular function: G protein-coupled receptor activity; complement receptor activity. The transcript has a single exon. Bases 12 to 1025 code for a protein of 337 amino acids. The record is from RefSeq and is a predicted model, not a curated record. Lineage: Eukaryota; Metazoa; Chordata; Ceratodontiformes; Protopteridae.